This is a messenger RNA of Glycine soja, 871 nucleotides long. RefSeq lists its product as uncharacterized. Lineage: Eukaryota; Viridiplantae; Streptophyta; Magnoliopsida; Fabales; Fabaceae. The transcript has a single exon. The record is from RefSeq and is a predicted model, not a curated record. Bases 41 to 619 code for a protein of 192 amino acids.
CCUCUUCCCCUCUUCACCUCUCUCUCAAAUCGCAAUAGAAAUGGAAAGUAACGCACCAGUACUAGCAGAGAAAGUGUGGAGCAUGGUACGUGUGCUGUUGUUCAUGCUUCGAAAAGGCAUAUCAAAGGGGAAGCUAAUGAUGGAUCUCAACAUGAUGCUCAAACGCCGCGGCAAGCUCGCCGGCAAAGCCAUUGCCAAUCUAAUGUCCCACAACCACAACCACCGUGGGUCCCACAAGUCGCAACUUCGGUUCUCUGCUCCAAGGGAGUACGAGUUCAGCUGCAGCAACACUCCCCACAACUUGUUGUUCCCCACAGCAGGGAAGCGCCACCGCCACUUCUUCGCCUGCGUCCACGCGCCUCCCACGCAGGACGACGACGUCGUGACGGUGAACGCAAUGAAGGCAGUGUUGGAGAUGCUCAACAACAACGACGUCGUUAAGGUUGAGGCGUCCCCUGCGCUGCCAGGGUUUGGACGGAGCCCUAUUGUGAGGCAGCUUAGGGUUACGGACUCCCCAUUCCCUCUGCGAGACUCCGACCAUGACAACGACCACCAGGUCGAUAAGGCGGCGGAAGAGUUCAUAAAGAGGUUUUACAAGGACUUGAAGAAGCAGGAUUAAUUAUUUAUUUAAUUAAUUAAGCCUAUGCCUAUCUACCUUGUUUAAUUGUCCAUCUCUACGUUCCAUAUUCUCCCUUUGUUAAUAACAAGUGUGAUUAUAUUGUUGAUUUACCAACGUUAGUUCACCAUCAUUUUUGGAUAUUUCCAUGUUUUUGUUGUUGUCCCACUUCUGAUUUAAGAUGGGAUUAUGCAUGUGUUGUGUUUAAUUAUUUCUUACAUACAAUAAAAGAGGAAAGUACAGAGUAUAUGUUUA